Molecule: messenger RNA, 842 nt
Organism: Hyposmocoma kahamanoa
Lineage: Eukaryota; Metazoa; Arthropoda; Insecta; Lepidoptera; Cosmopterigidae
Gene: RpS2
Product: 40S ribosomal protein S2
Exons: 3
Coding region: 18-803 (261 amino acids)
Biological process (GO): translation
Cellular component (GO): ribosome; cytosolic small ribosomal subunit
Molecular function (GO): RNA binding; structural constituent of ribosome
Source: RefSeq, a predicted model, not a curated record
GUGCACACAGAUCUACAAUGGCGGACGCAGCUCCAGCCGGUGGACGUGGCGGUUUUCGCGGUGGUUUUGGUUCUCGUGGAGGUGACAGGGGCCGUGGUGGCCCACGUGGUCGUGGACGUGGUCGCGGACGCGGUCGUGGGCGCGGCAAGGAAGAUCAGAAAGAAUGGGUGCCAGUAACCAAGCUCGGCCGCCUUGUGCGCGAUGGAAAAAUUGACAAACUGGAGAGCAUUUACCUGUUCUCGUUGCCCAUUAAAGAGUUUGAGAUUAUCGACUUCUUCCUUGGACCAUCUCUCAAUGAUGAGGUGUUGAAGAUCAUGCCUGUACAGAAGCAGACUCGUGCCGGUCAACGCACGCGUUUCAAGGCCUUCGUUGCUAUCGGCGACAACAACGGCCACAUCGGUUUGGGCGUCAAGUGCAGCAAGGAAGUGGCAACUGCUAUUCGUGGAGCUAUCAUCCUUGCCAAGUUGUCUGUUCUUCCUGUGCGCAGAGGAUAUUGGGGUAACAAGAUUGGAAAGCCUCACACCGUACCUUGCAAGGUCACCGGAAAAUGUGGCUCCGUCACUGUGAGGUUGAUCCCUGCACCUCGUGGUACUGGUAUUGUGUCUGCUCCAGUCCCUAAGAAGCUGCUUCAGAUGGCUGGAGUCCAGGACUGCUACACAUCGGCUCGUGGCUCUACUGGCACCUUGGGCAACUUUGCAAAGGCCACCUAUGCAGCUAUUGCCAAGACCUAUGCCUAUCUCACUCCUGACUUGUGGAGAGACAUCCCACUGACCAAGUCACCAUAUUCUGAGUUCAAAGUUUAGACAUUUCUCUCAAACAUGAGAAUAAAUGACAAAGUUUAA